AUGCAAGGGCAAUUGCACAUCAUGAUUGAAUCAAUGGAAUCAAUGGAACGGAAAAUGGAAGAUUUAGAGUUUCAGGUGAAGAGAGUAAGGAUCUCAUUUGAAGCCUCAACAAUCUCUACACAAGAAAUUGAUAAUGAAAUGGAUAUUGGGAGAUCUAUUAUGACAAAUCCACAUAAUGUGAUGUGCUUUCCUUUUGCUGUCAAUAUACAAGAAUCUAUCAACUAUAUAAGUAUAUCAAAUUGUGCUCACAAAGGACGUUUCCAUGAUCCUCCUAUUUCUAGUGCUGAAAAAGAUUAUCAAGAAUAUUUUAGACAACAAUGUAUACCUCUGACAGGUACACUUAUGGUCCAUGACACACACCUGAUUCCCAUCCUUGACAGGAGUAAGCCAGACUUUGUUGGAAUAGCAAAAGAUUUAUCACUUGACCCUCUCAAUUUGGCCUUUUUUGCUUUAAAAAUUUUUCAAAUUCAACCAACACGUACUUUUGUCUAUGGAAUUCUUUCUGACUGUCAUCAUAUUAUGAUACUGAAAGUGGAAAAG
Molecule: messenger RNA, 540 nt
Organism: Entrophospora candida
Lineage: Eukaryota; Fungi; Glomeromycota; Glomeromycetes; Entrophosporales; Entrophosporaceae
Source: the annotation of a GenBank genome assembly